Molecule: messenger RNA, 1542 nt
Organism: Lachnellula hyalina
Lineage: Eukaryota; Fungi; Ascomycota; Leotiomycetes; Helotiales; Lachnaceae
Exons: 4
Coding region: 1-1542 (513 amino acids)
Source: RefSeq, a predicted model, not a curated record
AUGAGCAUCUUCAGUACCAUGCUGGAACAAUGGCAUGUCAGCCUUGGGGUUUUCUUCUUAUUGUCUUCCCUGGCAAUACUUGUGGUGGGAAAACAACAGCGAGCGGCUGUCUUAGAUAAGCUUUAUAUCCGUCGGCGGCGUGCUUCUGGAGCCUCAACACCACCCCGCUCCUUCUCCCCGGAUAAGAAGACUGGAGGCACUCGAGGAUCUUCUUUGCCUACGUCCAUUACUGACUUCGUCAAUGCUUUCCCACCCUCGAGAAGAUUGGUUCUUCCAGAGCUUGCCAAGACAACAUCUCCGGAAAAUGCAAAGAUCCUACUAGCGACAAACCCGGAUGCUGAGACCCUCGUCAAGGAAGCAUUGCCAACUACCCGUGCUUACGACCUCCAGAAUGCUUCUCCAAAGUAUACACCAACUGGAUUUUCUACGGCAGAAAUAAAAGCAAUGGGUGAUUUCCCAGCUUACGAUGUUUUAAGCGGAGUUCCACUACCAGCACCAUAUGCAAAUUUUGAUCCAACAAAAGCCCUCCCGAGACCUUACCGACCUUUUAGAUGGGCCUACCACCAGACAAUGUCAUUUAACAAAAUAGAACCGGACUGGUGGCUGGAAGUCGAUAAGCAAUAUGCCUCGAGAGUGAAAGAGCGUCAAGAACUCUUCAGGAAAUAUGGUAGCAAAGUCCUCGACUUUCUACCCGGUUCCGAGCUUGUUUGCAAAGAGCUCAUGGAGAUGUGCCUUCAGUUCUACUGCGCAAGAUACCCAGCCUAUUUUUCCUUGUCCUCAGACAAGAGCACCUUCCAUAACAAACUCUUACAAACGGACACGGAUAUCAAAAGUAUACAUCCGCUGCACGUACUAUUGAACAAUAUCCCAGAGGACUUUGGAAUUGUACUUCGAAACGAGAAAGAUGGCAUGUACUACUUCCGAGCAGGUCUGAUAUGCAGUUCCCUUGGUUGGAACGUUGGCACGAAGAUUGGCAUGUCACUACAACAAAUUCACCAACCUAUUCCCGAUUACAAGGAAAAGAUGUCUCUCAGCAUGGAUCGAUAUUUUAGCAAGAUGCCAACACAUGCACCGAUACAACGCGGCAGCUGGGGUCUUGAGGUAGGAACUCCAUUAUUCAUGCCGCCCGGCGACCCCCACGAAAAGCUCCGCGAAAUCCAGAAUGCCGACUUGAGCAUCGAAGACUGCCAUUUGAGGGUCGACUGGCAAACCCUACGAAGACUGCCACUCAGUGGAGGUAUCGUCUUCAACUUCACAGCAUUAUUCACUCCUGUCCAGGAAUUUAGAGACGAGCCCUAUAUUCCUGCGCUGUGCCUGAAGACAUUGAAAGAGGGAAAGAAGACUCUGAUGGACUACAAGGGUACCUGGCACGUGGAGCACGUAUGUAUCCCGGAGUUGGAGAAAUAUGCUAGAGAGCAGGUUGAGAAAGGGUUGGUGCGGCCAGAGAAUCCAGAUGAGACAGAAUGGAGCCCGGCUACGCUUGCAGAGAGCCCAUUCUUUCCAGGAUGGAAAGAGAAGUGGCACCGGCAACAAGGGUUCUAG